AUGGAGAACUGGAAGAACUUGAUGCAUGCAUAUUCCAACAAUGUAUUUGUGACGAUAUUUCUGUCAAAUUUCGCAUCGUUGCUAGUAAAUCCGACUAUUGCAGACGUUACCAUGGAAGUUGUGUGCCUUGGAAAAGAUGAAUGUUCACUCUCCAUUUAUCUCUCCGGCUUCCAACAGGCUAUUGCAGGAUUGGCGUCUGUGUUUAUGAUGCCAUUGAUUGGGAAUUUAUCCGACACAUAUGAUCGAAAACUGUUGCUCACAAUCCCUUUAACCCUCGCAAUCAUCCCUUUUGUAAUAUUGGGUACGAAGAGGACAACAGAGUUUUUCUACGUGUACUAUGUUGUGAAGACUCUAACAUCCACGCUAACGGAUGGUGGCACCAUCUGCCUCGCGCUUAGUUAUAUGGCCGAUAAUGUAUCCGAGGGGAAGCGUGUGUCCGCAUUUGGGAUAUUCUCCAGUGUGGUCUCAGCAGCAAUGGUUUGUGGAACAUUAACUGCUCGAAUUCUCCCCACAGAUCGUAUAUAUCAGGUAGCGGCCGUUGUAGCCAUUGUGGCAGCAGUUUACAUGAGAAUCUUUCUUGAGGACGAUCGAAGGAUGGCCCACCUUCCCAACGACGGUGUUGAGCAGCCAAUGUUGAAGUCCACAACUGAAGAAGAAAGAAACGAGUCGUUGAAGACCACAGAUUUGAUGAAGUUGCCAAAGGACAUGUAUCGUUUGUUCAAGACUAGCAAUACUGUCUCAUUGGCCUCGUUCGUUGCCUUCUUUAACAGCCUUGCUGAGGCAGGGAUUGCUGCUUUCUUGAUGUAUUUCUUAAAGGCGCGGUUCCAUUUCCAGAAAGAUCAAUUCGCUGAUAUAUGGCUUAUCACAUAUGCUGCAGCGACCUUCUCAACCUUAACACCAAGUGUGGGCUCUUUAUUACAGAUGCUGCUUGACAGCAUAGCUUGGGCACCUUGGGUCCCUUAUGCUUCUGCCUUCUUUGGAAUCUUCCUCUUCCUACCAAGUCCAAGUAUAAGAUGCAUCAUUUCAAGAAAAGUGAGGGCUCAUGACCAAUCAUUGAUGAGAAAUUGUUCAUCAGGGAUGUCUUCAUUAGCUAAUGUCGUCUCUCCAUUAAUCUUUAGCCCUCUCUCUGCUUUGUUCCUUUCCGGCGACGCCCCAUUCACUUUCCCCGGUUUUAGUAUCUUGAGUGUUGGCCUCGCCUACGUAAGAUUUCUCCGUUUUAGUUCAUGA
This is a messenger RNA of Salvia splendens (bonfire salvia), 1227 nucleotides long. Its product is annotated as tetracycline resistance protein, class G. Gene Ontology annotation, biological process: transmembrane transport. Gene Ontology annotation, molecular function: transmembrane transporter activity. The transcript is spliced from 12 exons. NCBI's taxonomy places the organism in Eukaryota, Viridiplantae, Streptophyta, Magnoliopsida, Lamiales, Lamiaceae. The record is from RefSeq and is a predicted model, not a curated record. The coding region runs from base 1 to 1227 and encodes 408 amino acids.